Vanessa atalanta (red admiral) is the source of this 5267-nucleotide messenger RNA. RefSeq lists its product as uncharacterized. Bases 299 to 3778 code for a protein of 1159 amino acids. The transcript has 22 exons. NCBI's taxonomy places the organism in Eukaryota, Metazoa, Arthropoda, Insecta, Lepidoptera, Nymphalidae. The record is from RefSeq and is a predicted model, not a curated record.
UUAUAGCUGAACGAUUCAGUAGAGUUAAAAAUAUAUUUUUUCUUUCUUAUAUUUUUUUUAUGUCUCUAUAACUGUAUAUUUAACCUAAUGUUUCCGAACUACAUUCUUUGACACAAAAAUAUAUGGCUUGAAGCACUCUCGUUUUUUCUGUGAUAGUUUUGUCAAAUUGGUCAAAUGAAUUUAAAUAAUAAAACAAUAAGUGGUCGGUGUCAAGUGAUAUCUCCGCCCAUAGUGCCCACUGCGAUCAUUAUGUGAUUAGUAAAGCUGACCAGUUGAAGGGGUUAAAGUGUUGUUUACGAUGUCUGGAGAGGGCGAACGUGUAUCUCGUCCCAACUCCUUGGUGCUCGAAGUGCCGGCGCCUGAACGUGAGCCGCUGCGCUUCGAUGUGCAGCUGGUGGGAGCUCCUCCAGAGGUCGAGCAACUUGUUAAUAACAUCAAGCAAGUAGCUGAAGACUUCCUUUAUCAUUGGAAAACAUUUCCUAUUGUGCUUCCUCAGUCAAGAUUCGCGGGUCCGGGUAAUCGUCCCUCGGAUAUUAUAAUUGCGCCGCCAUGCGACGAACUUGAGGCCGCUGCACUUGACGCGGGCAUCGAACCCCACCCCCUCUCGCCGAAACAGCUGCACUCAAUACGAGAAAAAGGGGAGUUCGAGGUGCCGUCUCGACAAUUCCCUGGACAGACGCACGUAUGGCGAGUAGCUGGGUGGCUCCAACGAGGCAGUGCGAGGGCACGGGAAGAGCUCUAUUGUCACGUAGCGAGGGCCAUCGCCCUCGUCGUAGUAGUUUCUAGGGACAGAUUGUUAAGAGAUGAACCUCUCUCGCUGAUCGCGGGGGCGAAGGCAUUCAUGGAAGGUUUGCAUAGGUUAAUGGAUAUCAUCUUUGGAAUGCCGUCUCUUGAAGCGCGUGACCUUGAAAAGAAAAUACGCGAGGAGCGUUCGCGUUAUCUCGUCGCCGAACUUAUUUGUAAGCCUGAAGAUCAAGAAGACAUAGCAGCUUUAGCGGCAUGGGUGACGCGGGAGAUGCGACCUAACAAGAUGAGAGACGCGAGAGGUGACCCACGCAACGCCCCCAGAGUACCGUAUCUCUACACCACCCCUCAAAGGACGCAGGUUGAUCUUCGACUAUUUAGACGAAAGUUAUUGCGUAGGGCAGCACCAUCUCUUCAAACGAUUUUGGACAGAGAGUCUCGUGGCUGGUUUCUACAUUUUCGUGAACGAAGGGCUGCGCUUCUAGCGAGUCAGAAGAUGCCAAUGAAGGAUAUAGAAGAGGAAGUGAGCUCGGCUGCUAUGCGAGAAUACGUCUCGCGUGUGUGUAAUGCGGUGUUGAGCUGUGAGCAGCUCGCAGCGCUGGGGCCCGCAGUGCCCGAGCUGCUCGCCUCGCAGCUGCGGGCCGCCGUCAUCGUGAACAGAGCCGAGGAGGGCGUCCGGCGGAAACUAGAAGCCGGCCUGGCGUCGGCGGAGGCGCGCAUCCGCGCGGCGCACCCCGUGCUGUCGCGCGCCGACGCGUGGCGCCGCGAGGAGCUGGCGCGCGCGGCGCACGCGCUGCGCAGCGAGCUGCGCUGGGCCGCCAUGGAGGACGCCGCCGCCGCCAUGCAGGCGCACAAGCUGUCGCAGCACCGGUACUUCCUGCUGCGCGACCUCGCCUUCCUGCGCGACCGGGAGCCGCUGCUCAUGAAGGAACUCCGCGCGGCGAAGACUCCGACGCGCGAGUUCUCGUGGGCGACGUACAUCUGGCGGCCGCGCAACUGGAAGGUGUUCCGCGAGUUCCGCGGGCGCACGGAGCGCAUCCCCACCGUCAUCAGCAGCCGCGCCACCAACAUCGUCACGCCGCGCUCCGACCCCUCGCAGCCCGUCUUCAGCCUCAGCCUGGAGAAGGUGCGCGUCAGCACCACGCGCUGGCCCGCCUGGCGGAUCCUCAACUUCGCUCACAGGACGUGGUCGUGGUCGUGGAACCUGAUGUUCCUUCUGGGCGUGUUGGUGCCGUGGUGCUCGCGCGUGUCGCUGCGCACACUGCUCUGCGUCAAGCCCUUCGUUCCGGACCUCGAGCAGUCGCAGGUGAACGGUACCCUGUUUCCUAAACGCAGCAGCGAGAAGCAAACGAUGUGGUCGCUGCUGUUGAAGCUGUGGCGUCAUGUAUCAAAGGAACGGACGCGAUUCGAGACUGAGCCCGACACAGGACUCCUAGGCAAAGGGCUCAGUAGGCAAGCAAAUAGGUUAUGGAACUACGGCGUAAUCGGCGGACUAGGCUCUUUGGCGCUGCUGCUGGCGUUCCCGCUGUUGGCGCUGGCGGCCAGCGCGCUGUCACUGAUUGCAGCAGCCAGCGUGCCGCUGUGGUUGCCGGUAGUGGCCCUGGCUCUUCACGCCGGCUGCGCUCUGCUCUAUGACCUGGACUGUCCAGAUCCCGCUAGGCUCAAUAGACUCUUCGUUUUAUUCGAAGUACUGGUCUGGCGAAUCGGAAUACUGGGACUGCUCCAGCCGAUCAUCGCGUUCGUGGUCGCCAUCUUCCUCUGUCCGCUCGCCGCCCUCAUUCUGCUCGUCGGCGGGCUGGGCUGGUGGGUGGUGCGCGGCGCGUGGGAGGCGGUGGCGUGGCGCGCGCUCAUCGUGCGCGCGGCGCGCGUGCCCGCGCACGACUCGCGCUUCUGCCGCCGCGUGGCCGGGCCCGCGCUGCACUCGCACGCCUCCUACCAGAUCACAGCGGCGCAGGCAUUAGCGGCGGUGUGUGCGCGCGCAGAACUGGACAUCCUCGCCACGUGGGCGACGGACAUCGAGAUCGCUAUAGAGCGGCCCCUGCGGGAUUAUGAGCAUUUCGUGGAUGCCUGCUUUGGACCUUUUUCCGUCCAAAUCGCUAAGACGGGGUCGUACAAGCAAGUGGAGAAGGAGUGCGGCGAGCUGGUGUGGUCGGUGCGCGAGAAGCUGGCGGCGCGGCGGCGGGACCUCGCGCUGCCGCUCACGGACGCGGCGCGCGCGCGCGUGCGCAUGUUGCCUCAGGACCUCCGGAAAGCGGUGCACGCGAGCGCGGCCGAGCUGUCGCGGCAGUGGGGGGAGGCGGCGCGCGCGGACGAGUGGUGGGCGGCGCGCGGCCUCGAGCCCAACGACUGGCACGCGCUGGCCGCCAACACGCUCGUCGAGGUUUUCGACGCGGAGGUGCUGGUGGCGCUGGAGGAGAGCGAGGCGCGCGUGGCGCUGGAGACGGGCGUGUGCGCGGGCGCGGCGCGCUGGCGGGACCUCACCGCGCGCAGCCCCGCGCCGCCCGACGUGCUCGCCGAGCGCGACGACUGGCGCCCCGCGCCCGGCGUGUGGGGCGAGUGGAGCGGCACGCCGGCGCCGCGCGUGCCGCCGCCCGCGCUGGACGUGUCGGCCUUCAGCCCGCGCGCCGCGCACCUGCCGCCGCUGCCCGUCACGCCCGCCGUCGCGCUCGUGCUGCACAACCGAGAAUCCGAUAACCCCGUGCCGCUGGAUUCAGAACUUUGUAUGGAAAUACUUAAACGUCUGGAUGAUACGCCGGACCGCGAUGACGUCAGAGACGACGUCGAGAGAUACCGAGGCGGCGGCAGCGAAGCGACGAGCGAGACGAGCGGCUCCGACUCGCCGGACGACGAGGCGGCGCGCGCGCAGGCGCCCGCGCGCACGCCCGACGCCGCGCUCUGCCGGAUAUCCCCAACGACGGAAAGAGCCGCUUGUAGAUGGACUCUGACUGGUCGAGGAGUUCGUUUAAGAGCGGAUCUGGCGAGCCCAGAAGACGUCACUCUCGACAUAGACCGACACGUCGGCACUUCGGUCUGAACACACGCUUAUAAAGUGAUUUUCAUUUGCAGCUAACUUCUAAUUCAACGACGAAGAGAAGAAUAUAUUAUAUAAACGCUUCUGUAAGUUUACACUACGUCUGGAGGUGCCUAAAUGUUAACUACCAUCAAACAAGUCAAGGAUUGUAUAGGGAAUAUGCAUCUGAAAUAUUUAUAUUUAAGAUUAUGUUAUUCAAAUAUAUUUAAAUAUAUAUAACUUAAAUAUAUUUGGUUUGUUGAAAAUAUAAUAAGAAAUAUGGCUUUAGAUUCAUCUCUACUCUAUUUUUCAGCAAAUUGUGCAUACUCCCUAUAACAUUGGCAACACUGUGUAUGAAGAUAUAAGCUUCGUUUGAUGUACGUUUUGUUUAAAUUAAAUAACGCUCUCUAUUUGUGUGAUUUAAAUUAACGGCUUAAUAUUAUAAAAUGUAAUUAUAUUAUUUUAUGAAACUGAAAUGAUCUGAUGACUGAUGAUAUUAAUGAUUGUUGCCAUAUACAAAUAUAUGAUCUGGUUAAUUUAUAUAAGCGAAAUAAUUAACAGUUAUCUAUAUGAUUUCAUUUGCGUUGAAAAUUGCGUGAAGAGCACGAAGGUCUAAAAAUAAUACAUAGUGCAGAGCUGCUAGUAAGAAUAAAUCUGAUAGAUUACUAAAUAAUGUUUAAGAUCACUUUAAAUUAUUAUGAAACGCACUCCAGAACCACACGUGUAUAAUAGUAUUAAAAAAAGACACAAUUUAAACAUAAUGUAUACAAAUAGUUAUCAAUGGUAAUGUACGCGCGAGAGAUAAGUGGACUGUAGUUGAGUAAAAAGGGGAGUUGUUACCUCAAAAUCUGGGCUCUAAUCAUUAAAACUUAUGUGAACUUUUAUUAAUUUCUAAAUAAUUAAUUAGAUAAAGGAACUUAUUUAUUUUAAACAUUUAAAAAAAAUAACAACAAUGUCAUUCAAAGUAAUUGAAAUCCGGCUCGAAGGACCAUAUAUAAACAUCAAUAAAGUUAUAACGGUAGUAUAACGUACUAAAUAAAAGUAUAUCUCGGAUACAGCAAAAUGAAUGAUCUAUAAUAUUACUUUGAUAUGUAUUUGCUUACAUUAUGUAUAAAUUGAAAUUUAAAUAGCAUACUAUAAUUAGUUUCAACUCAUUGAACAAAAUCAAAUAUACAUAGAGAAUGCAAUUUUAAAAACAUAAUAAAGUAGAAAUAAGAAAAAUUAUUUACCGCUAAAGUGCUUUCAUAGUAACGCGUAUUGUAUAUAUGCCUUAUUAUAUAGAAAUUUAUUAUAUACAAGUAAAUAGGGCAAUAUUAAAAACGCUAUCUCGAAAACCGCCGAUAGUUAUUAGUGUGUAGUUAAUUAACGUGGAACGGUAUCAAUUGUUCAUAAGAUGGAUUAUGGAAUGAAAAGACUUGCAAUACCUCGUUAGUAACGUAGUACACGUUUCAAUCGAAUAUAGCUCGUAUUAUUAUUACGAUAUGAAACUAAAUCGAUGGACAGAAUGUUUAAA